Molecule: messenger RNA, 3005 nt
Organism: Anas platyrhynchos (mallard)
Lineage: Eukaryota; Metazoa; Chordata; Aves; Anseriformes; Anatidae
Gene: DNAJB12
Product: DnaJ heat shock protein family (Hsp40) member B12
Biological process (GO): cellular response to misfolded protein
Cellular component (GO): endoplasmic reticulum membrane
Molecular function (GO): Hsp70 protein binding
Source: RefSeq, a predicted model, not a curated record
GCUAGGGGCGUGGCCAGGCGGUGACGUCAUCAGGCGGCGCCGCCCGCCGGGCCCGGGCGCCAUGGAGGGGAACCGGGAGGAGGCGGAGCGCUGCGUCGGCAUCGCGCUGGCGGCCGCCAGGGCCGGGCAGCCCGAGCGGGCCCGGCGCUUCCUGCUGAAGGCGCAGCGCCUCUACCCCACGCCCCGCGCCCGCGCGCUGCUGGAGGAGCUGGACAAGGAGCAGCAGGCGGCGGGGGCCCAGCCUGACCCCGGCCCCGGCUCCGGCCCCAACCCCGGCCCCGGCCCCGGGGGGCGGCCGGGCAGCGGUGGGGAGGCGGCGGGGGAGGCGCCGCGGGGCUACACGCGGGACCAGGCGGAUGCCGUCAGGAGGGUAAAGCAGUGCAAAGACUACUACGAAAUUCUGGGAGUCAACAGAGAAGCUUCAGACGAGGACUUGAAGAAGGCUUACCGGAAACUGGCGCUGAAGUUCCACCCCGAUAAGAACCACGCGCCAGGGGCCACCGAGGCCUUUAAAGCCAUUGGCAACGCCUACGCGGUGUUGAGCAACCCGGAGAAGAGGAAGCAAUACGACCAGUACGGGGACGAGAAGCUCAACCCCGCUCGGCACGGACACAGUCACGCAGACUUCCACCGCGGCUUCGAGGCCGACAUCUCCCCCGAGGACCUCUUCAACAUGUUCUUCGGGGGUGGAUUUCCCUCCAGUAACGUCCACGUGUACAGCAACGGCAGGAUGCGAUACACCUACCACCAGAGGCAGGACAGGCGAGAGCACCAGGGGGAUGGUGGCCUGGGGCUGUUUGUCCAGCUGAUGCCCAUCCUCAUCCUGAUCAUCGUGUCUGCGCUCAGCCAGAUGAUGGUCUCCAGCCCUCCCUACAGCCUGAGCCAGAGGCCGUCCGUGGGUCACAUACACAGGAGGGUGACGGAGCACCUGAAAGUCGUCUACUACGUGGCUGAGAACUUUGCCGAGGAGUACACGGGCAGCAACCUGAAGAACGUGGAGAGGAGCGUGGAGGACGACUACAUCGCCAACCUGCGGAACAACUGCUGGAAGGAGAAGCAGCAGAAGGAAGGGCUGCUGUACCGGGCACGCUACUUCGGGGACUCGGAGCUGUACCAGCGGGCGCAGAAGAUGGGCACCCCCAGCUGCAGCAGACUGUCAGACGUACAGGCCUCUCUGCACGGAUAGCCGCCGCCGGCCCGCUCGGCGGAGCUCUAAACUGGAAACGCCUGAAGACUCUCGGCGAAGCGCACUGAGCCCAGGUGGCGGACUUUGUGUUUAAGGAAUCAAACCCGAUAUUAAAAUGGAAUCGGAGAAUUAGCAACGCACAACUGCCCUCUUUCUUCUCUCUGCCCGUCUCCGCCGUCACGACGUCUCAGGCAGCAAUUAGGACAGGAAGCAGCUGCCCGUCCUCCUCCUCCUCCUCCCCUUCCAGCACCACCGGCCUGGUUGCUCCCAGGGUCCCACAGCCGUCGGGACAAGCGCGUGGCCUGGAAGGUGAGAGAGCCAAAAAAGCAAAGCCACGGAGCAAAAGGAGACCCUGGCGACUGCGCUGGAGAGAGAAAUCGGACAAUUUGGUGAUGAAACUUUCAACAAAAAGAAAUAUAAUCUAUUUAGAAUUAAUUUAUAGCUGUAUAUACGGUGUACUUUUAAACUAUGCAGGGGUUGGGUGAUUAAAUUAUUUUGUUCUCUGCCCAGCUUGGCCAGCGGGGAAGCGGGCAGUGUCUCCUCCCGGGUGUCCCCCUCUGCCUGGCACUCGGAGCUCAAAUCACUUUGCGGUUACUGCACUUGGCUUUCUCGAGGACAGCGGCGCUCCGUGGCUGGGGAUGCCGAUGCCUGCCUUCUGGGCUGUAAUAAAAGCAUUUCCAAAUCUGCAGGGGGCGAAAAGCAAUUCCUGAACCUGCCCGGAUUUGCACUUUGGGUUCGCAACGUUGGCAGAAGCUUCCGCAGGUCAACUGGAGCCGCAUUCAGCGGAGGAAAGGAUUGUCCUGGAUGGUUUUAGUUCAUCUGUUGUUCGCUUGAUGUCUGUGUGUAACCUUUUUUUUCUUUUUUUUUUCCAGUCUGCUUUUAAUUUUGCCUCGUAAUCAGUGUGCAGCUUUCUGCCUGUAAGCAGGGCUUUCCACGAGCUGUGUCCCUUUGUUAAUCACUUUGUCCUGCAGCCCUCGCCCAGCAGCUCUCCUGUUUGCAGCGUGGCCAUGGCGUGCUGUUGCCUGCGUUUCUUCGGGCAGACCUACGAAAUGCUGCUGGUGGUACAAAACUGAGCCCUGCAUCGCCUCUGCCGAAGGAAACGUCGCUGGGGGAAGGUCCCCCUGCACCCCGGCCCCUCGGCUUUGCUGGCUUGGUCAGGCGGGACCUGGAUGGGAGCGUGAGCCGUCUGAGAGGUGAACGUGGGAUAAACUGGAUCCCUUUUUGGCCCCGACAGUUAAUUUUUGCCUAAAGGCUUUGCCUGUGAGAGCCAUCCCCCGGCACCCCGUGGUGGUGGGGUGCAAGGGCUGGGAGCUCAAGCGCUGAGGUGGGCUCCUUCCUUCGGCGUUAGAAGCCCGUGUGCUCUGUCCUUUGCUCUUUGUUUUGCAAAGCAUCAGCCCUCCCGCUAACUCAGCCUUAUUCCACAGCCACCACAGCAUGGACUUGAUUCUAGAAGUUUUCUUUUUCCUCCUUUUGUUUUAUUGUUUUGUGUUUUUUUUGUUUUUUUUUUUGUAAUGGUACCUCCGUCUGUGGACGGCACGGGGUGGAAGCACAGGCGUGUUGAUAUAGCACGGCCACGUGCAGCUCGUGGGGGGGGGAAUUAAAGGAAAAAUCACGUGUGCAAGAGGUGCUGAACGUCCUGCGGGACGGCGUCCCUCGCCCAGGGCCUGCCCGCACAAACCUUGGGAUGUUCCGAGUAGAUUUCCGUGGAUAACGCGAGCGGGAAAGCGCAGAUCCUAACGGGUGCUCCUGAAGCUGCAUUUCUUGAUUUAGAGUUAAUUAUCAAAUUGUACAUCUAUAAAUAAAUGUUUAUAUCGUGAAA